Molecule: messenger RNA, 7592 nt
Organism: Oncorhynchus gorbuscha (pink salmon)
Lineage: Eukaryota; Metazoa; Chordata; Actinopteri; Salmoniformes; Salmonidae
Product: obscurin-like protein 1
Exons: 23
Coding region: 643-7044 (2133 amino acids)
Molecular function (GO): protein binding
Source: RefSeq, a predicted model, not a curated record
CUCUCUCUCCCCUCUCUCUCUCUCUCCCUCUCUCCCUGACAUUGACACACAGGGCGCCUUAGGACCGGGUGACGCAAACCAGCAGGCAGUCAGAGUGGAUUGUGUGGUCCCUGUACUGGGGCUCCAGAAGCCACAGCCACCUCACUGAAUGGACAGAUACAGCAACAGGACGCACCUUGAGAGCUGUGGAUCUGUUUGAUGCUGUUUGAAACAGAGGAUUGCACUUGAUCAAGACACUCAUUUAGCUUUUAUUCAGUCAGGACAUGUUGAGAGACAUUAUUGUCUUAGUGAGAGAGCAGGACUGCAGCAGACCUCUGAGAGCGGGAAACAUAUCCCUACCGGACAGAGCAGACGGCGGCCAUUUUAAGGGACGCUAAAACAGACUUACACCUGGGUCAAGUGCCAUUCCAAUCAAAGUGGUCCAAGUCUUCUUGAACCCUGGGAGGAGAUUCUGAAGAGUGACUUUGAUUUCUGGGCUAUAUUGUCAAUGUGGAAGAGAGGAAGUGUCACUCUAGAAUCACUGAUUGAUAUGCGGUAGAGACGACCGUGUGACACAAUCUACAAGAGACUUCUACUACGGACCCCAUUUGUUUUGCCCAUCAGAGUGAGAAGAAGGGACUGAGACAGACGCAGGAAGCCAACAUGGACAUAUUCGGUGGUGCCCCCCGUGUACUGGGCUACUCGCGCCCCGUGGCGGCACAGUGUGGCACGGACGCCGUCCUGCAAUGCAAGAUCGGCGGCGACCCUCGUCCCGAGGUGGUCUGGGAGAAGAAGAAUGUACAGAUCCUGUCAGAGGGACGCUACAGGCUGUCGGAGGAGGGCCGGGCCUACUUCCUACACAUCACUGGGGUCAGGCUGGAGGACGCAGGCCAGUAUAUCUGCAAGGCCAGUAACAUCGUGGGUGAGACGUGUGCCCCUGCCACACUGAAGGUGGAGGGGAAGAGUCAGGAGCGGGAAGGGGUACAGAAACAGACAGAGGUCAAUGGGGUGCAGCAAACCAGGCUGGAGAAUGGAGAGUUAGGGGGGCAACGGAAUGGGGAGUUGAGAAGGCAACAGAGCAGCGAGUUGGAGGGGCAACAGAACCAGAAUGGGGAAUAUAGACAGCAAGAGAACUUGGAAUAUGGAGGGCAACAGAAUGGAGAGAUAGAACAGAGGAAUGGAGAGGUAGACCAACAGAGCAGAAAGGUAGACCAACAGAGGGGAGCUGUAGACCAACAGAGGGGAGCGGUAGACCAACAGAGCGGAGCGGUAGACCAACAGAGCGGAGCGGUAGACCAACAGAGUGGAGCGGUAGACCGACAGAGCGGAGCGGUAGACCAACAGAGCGGAGCGGUAGACCAACAGAGUGGAGCUGUAGAGAAGGAAAAUGGAGAGGAGAGUGAGCUGGAGAAAAAGAAGCAGCGCUAUGAAGGGGAGCCCCUGCUGUCAGACGACAGACCUCACUUCCUCAUCAAGCCCCUCUCCCUGAGGGUGGACCGGGGCGAGGACGCAGCCUUCUCCUGUAAGCUGUCGGGCAACCCUCUGCCCCAGGUGGUGUGGGAGAAGGACGGGAAGAAGCUGAGCGACAUCUUCGAGAGCGCCCACUUCAACGUCAGCAGCCAGGACGGAGGCUGGUUCCAGCUGAAGAUCUUCCGGACGAGGAUGCCCGACGGGGGUGUCUACACCUGCAGAGCCCAUAACAAUCAAGGAGGGGCGCUGGCGGGCGCAGUGCUGCUUGUGGAGCUCGUCCCGGAACGGCAGGAGAGCGGGGCGUCCACGUCAAAUGGGCACAGCAACGGGCAGACAUCACCUCGUGGUAUGAGGCACAGGAUGGGAAGACACGGUUUGUCGAGACAGCCGGACGAGCCCAAUCUGAAUUCUGCCAAUGUGAAGAAAUUUGCGGUGUCGGAGGGGAAACAUGCUAAGUUCCGCUGCUUCGUGACAGGGAAACCUAAGCCUGAGAUCAUCUGGAAGAAGGACGGAGUGCCCCAAGAGGCUGGGAGGCGUCACCUUCUGUUUGAGGACAGAGAGGGUUACUACACGCUCAAAGUGAUGUACUGUAAACAUCAGGACACAGGGCUGUACGUGUGUGCUGCGUCCAAUGCUCUGGGACACACCCUCAGCUCUGUUUACCUGACUGUCAAAGCUCCAGCGGUGCGGUUCAGGCGGUCUCUGCAAGACGUGGAGGUGAGAGAGAGAGGCAUGGCCGUGUUGGAGUGUGAGGUACCUAAUGAGGGCAUCCCCACUGCCUGGUACCUGGAGGACCAGAGACUGCAGGCAGGGGGUAAAUACGGCAUAGAGCAGAACGGAGCCCGGCGCAGGCUCACUAUCCGAGAUGUAGGAGCGGACGACGAUGGGGUCUAUCUCUGUGAGAUGCCUGAUGGAGGGAAGAGUAUCGCUGAGCUGGCCGUCAAAGGCACAAUUGUUAAAAAACUUCCUCGAAAACUAGACGUGUUGGAGGGGGAGAACGCAGUGUUCUGUGUGGAGGUAGAGGAGGAGAACAUGGAUGUCCACUGGUUCAAAGAUGGCCUGAAGCUACGCGAGAGCCACCAGACUAUCCUCAAGUCCUUUGGUAAAACCCACAUGCUGGUGUUCGUCAACGUCUGCCACGGGGACACUGGGGUCGUGACCUUCGUUGUGGGAAGAUCCAAGACCUCGUCCCGGCUCAGAGUCAAAGCUGCCAGACACAGCCCUCCCAUCUGUCCAGUGGGGGUGGAGAUGGAUGUGGACAGGCCCAACAGCGUGCUCCUCUCCUGGGAGCCGGCCCCCACCAGCCAAACCACCACGCGCUCUGUCUAUGUCCUGGAGAGACAGGGAGUGGGAUCACAGGAGUGGCUGAGGUGUGCGACCUCCGACACGGCGACCUCCGCAGAGGUCAUGGGCGACAGCGUGCCGUGCGAGGGCGAUUACCGCUUCCGUGUCUGCUGCAUCAAUAAGUAUGGCCGUAGUGGACACGUGGAGUUCCCUAAAGUCGUCCAUCUUGUGCCAGGUCCCAAGAUCAGGACCCCUCUCCAGGGCUGUGAGGUGACGGAGGGGGAGGACACCCUGUUCUCCAUCGAUCUGUCAGUGAUGGUGACGGGCACCUGGUUCCUGAACAGCACCCAGCUACAGGAUAGCCAACACUACUCUAUCCAACAGGCCAAGACACAGCACUCCCUGGUAAUCCACAGCACCAAGGUGGAAGACCACGAGGCAGAGGUCACCUUCAUCGCCAACGGAGUCAGAGACUCAGCGGUUCUCAAGGUUCAAGCUGCGGUGGUGAAGUUCAGCCCAAUGUCAGAGUCAGACAGUAACAAGAGGGUGGAGACUGGUGACCCUGUGGUUCUGUACUGUGAGGUGUCCCACCCCUCAGCCAGCGUGGGCUGGUUCAAGGAUGGGGUGGAGCUACAGGUGACAGAUGGCCUCAACAUCCAAUCAGAAGGCAACAUGAGGAGGAUCAUCAUCCAAAUGGCUGAGUUCACCGACUCUGGCGUGUACACAUGCGAGACGAUGGGUGAUGUCAUCAAAUUCAACGUGGAGGUUGAAGGUCCCCCUGUGCAGUUCAGUGAGGUCCCUGAGGAGGAACUCCAGAAGUCUGCCAUGGAGCUGGAUCCUGUGGUGCUCACCUGUGAGGUUUCCAGAGAGGAUGCCAACGCUACCUGGUACAAGAAUGGGGUUGAGGUCCAGGCCAGUGAUAACAUGACCAUACAAACAGAGGGCACCAUGAGGAGACUGAUCAUCCGUUGUGCUGAGACCUCAGACGCAGGAACCUACAGCUGUCAGUCAGGAGACAACAGCCUCUCAUUCACUGUCAACAUCAAAGAGCCUCCAAUGAUGAUCGUGGAGCCCAAGGAGGACGUGGUUAUGGAGGGUCAUAUCUCUGAGCAGGUGGUCCUGCAGUGUGAGCUGUCCCGCUCCAGCGGUGAGGUCCACUGGUUUAAGGACGGCCUUCAGGUCCUGGAGACGGAGAACGUCCAGCUGACGUCCGAGGGACCGUACAGGAGGCUGACCAUCCUCUGCGGCUCGGCAGAAGAUUCCGGAGAGUACGUCUGCGACACGGAUGGAGACUCUGUGUUCUUCCAGGUCACCAUCACAGAGCUUCCGGUGCGAAUCAUCUCCCCCACUGAGUCUGAGCUGGAGCUGACCAGCCUGACCUCUGAGAGGCUGGAGCUCAGCUGCGAGAUCUCCCAGCCUGAUGCCCAGGUACGCUGGUACCGAGAUGGGCUGGAGGUGGAGGAGAGUGCCUCUCUCAUCCUGGAGGUCCAGGGAGCACACAGGACACUGGUCAUCCCCACGACCACUGUGGAGGACACAGGAGAGUAUGUGUGUGACACAGAGGAUGACUCGGUCACAUGGCUGGUCACUAUUACAGAGCCUCCUGUGAAGCUGGCCCGCUCUGAAACAAUGUCUGACGUAAUGGACUGUUUCUCUGGAGAACCCAUCGUCCUGGAGAUCGAGGUGUCACGGUUCAACGCUAAGGUGAUCUGGAUGAAGGAUGGAGGAGAGGUGGAGGAGAGCAGUGAUGUCACCAUCACUGAGGAUGGGCUCAUCCGCCGCCUCACCAUCCGCACGCCAGCCCCGGGGGACUCUGGGAAAUACACCUGUCUUGCCUCAGAUGACCUCAUCGACUUCCAGGUCAAGGUGUCAGAGCCCCCCGUGAAGAUUGUGAAUAGGUCAGAAGUCAAGACAGAGGUCAAGUCCCUGCCCUCUGAUGACAUCGAGUUGGAGUGUGAACUCUCCAGGGCCAAUGCCGUCGCUAAGUGGUACAAAGAUGGCCGCCGGUUAAACGAAGACGAGAGGUUCUAUGAGGAGGAAGAAGGGGCGUUCCGCUCCCUGGUGAUCCUUAACGCUGAGCUGGAAGAUUGCGGAGACUACUUCCUUGAUGCCGGAGAUGACAACAUCACCUUCCAUGUCACUGUGCAAGAGCCUCCAGUGACCAUCCUGGGGAACUCUGAGGAUGCAGACUACCAGGAGAUGGUUGCCGGGGACGACCUGAUUCUGGCCUGUGAGGUGUCCCGGGCCAAUGCCCCUGUCCAGUGGUACUGUAACGACAGACAGCUGACUAGCGAUGACCGGACCUACAUGGAGAGCUACGGCACGCUGAGGAAACUCAUCCUCUCUGACAUCCUGCCCUCCGACUCUGGGAAGUACAUGUGUGAUGCUAUCGAUGACAAGAUGGUCACCAUGGUGAAGAUCCAAGUGCCCCGCGUGGUAGAGUUCUUGACAGAGCUCCACAACAUCAUGGUGUUAGAGGGAGAGGACGCCACCUUCAAGUGCGUGGUGUCGCCAGAGGACGUGCAGCUGGUGUGGGGGAUGGACGGCGAGCUCGUCGUCAUGGGUGACCGUUUCCAGGCAACGCAGAACGGCCUGUGUCACACCCUGGUGAUCAAGAGCUGUCAGAUCCUGGACUCCUCUAAGAUCACAGUGGAGGCUGAGGGGAACGUGUCUAAGGCCACCCUCAAAGUACAGGAAGCUCAGGUGACCUUCACUAAGAAGAUGGAGGCGGUGAUGGCCGAGGAGUACGGAGACGCUACCAUGGAAACAGAGGUCAGUCUGGACACGGGCGAGGUCCAGUGGAUGAGGCAGGGUGUGGUCAUCCAGCCAGGACCCCGACACACCCUGGUUCAGAGCGGACGCAAACGCAGCCUGACCAUCUGCAACCUCAACCUCUCUGACCGCGGAACCUACCGCUGUGAAACCCUGCACGACCGCACGCAGGUCAAACUCAACGUGGAGCCCCGUAAGAUCGCCAUCCGUAAGGGUCUGGUGGAGACGGACACAUUUGAGCGGGAGACGGCCUCCUUCGAGGUGGAGCUGUCUCACACUGGCGUGGAGGGCUUCUGGCAGAAGGACGGUAUCCGGGUCAAACCCAGCAACCACUGGCGGGUGAGCUGCAACGGGCUGGUCCACGGACUCACCCUGUCCAACCUUACCCUGGAUGACACGGGCACCAUCGUCUUCUCUGCGGAGGGAGUCCGGACCUCUGCCAGGCUCACUGUCAAGGAGACUCCAGUGACUCUCAUGAAGAAGCUGGUAGACAUGAGACUGGAGCAGGGCUCUCCUGCCACAUUGGAGUGUGAGCUGUCCAGGCAGAACGUGGAGGUCAGGUGGCUGAAGAAUGGGACAGAGCUGAAGCCAGGGAAGACCCAGUACCGUAUUUACUCCAUGGGGAGGAAGAGGUUCUGUCAGCUGCUGCAGUGUAGCCUCUCUGAUGCAGGCACCUACACCUGUGACGUAGGAGAUGUCAAUACGUCCUGUAACCUGGAGGUCUAUGAGCCUGAAGUGGAGGUGCUACACGGGCUGGAGGACCUGUAUGUCCAGGAGGACCAGAAUGCUGUGUUCAUGUGUGAGGUGUCCAUGGAGGACGUGACCGGGGAGUGGUACAAGGAUGGACACAAGAUACGACCCACUAGCACCAUCAAGAUACGCACAGAGGGGACCAAACACUUCCUUCUCAUGUGCAACGUUAAAGCUGAGGAUUCUGGGGAGAUCCGCUUUGUGACCAAACAGACAGAAUCAACAGCCUACCUAGAGGUGGAAGAGGCCCCCGUGUCUAUCGUGAAGCCUCUGAGAGACCGCACGGCUCUGGAGAAGCACCGCGUGAUUCUGGACUGCACCGUAUCCACGCCGCGCUGUGAACUCACAUGGUACAGAGGCAAGGCAGAGCUGGAGUCUUCUGAUAGGCUAGAGAUCCACAGUGACGGCUGCUACCAUAAACUGACCAUUCACGAGGCGACUGUAGAGGACGAGGGUACCUAUAGUAUAGAGGUUGGGGAGCACAGCUCCACAGCCCAACUCCUGGUGGAAGCCCAGUCCCUGGUGAUAGAGACAGAGCUGCAGGAUGUGGUGGUGACGGCUCCUGACCAGGCCUGUUUCCAGUGUGAGGUGUCCGUGGCCAUCAGCAGGCCCCCAGUCUGGACUCUGAACGGAGAGACCAUCCAGUCCAGCCCUGAUGUCCGCUUAGAGAACCACGGAACCGUCCACAAACUCAACCUGAAACAGACCAGACCAGACAUGAGUGGGACGGUUACCUUCGCCAUGGGAAAGGCCAAGAGCAGCGCCAAACUGAACGUGAUGUGGAAGUAGAGGCAAGGGGGAGAGAAUGGGAAAUGUUGAUUCUGUUGUGAUCAGGAAUUGAAUGUCUGAGACUGUUUUAGGGUUUGAAGGUACUAUAUAAGAAUGCGGUCUAUCUGAUCUAGUAAAGCUGCAUGUAAUGAGCGAGACAGAAAAGUAGAAUGUGAUGAUGAAAUGUGGUACUUAAGCCCCAAACAACUGUAUCAGGAUCAGUUUAGUUUUACUCAAUGGUUGGGGUUAUGAGCAAAGCUGAUCGUCAGUCAGUUGUAAAGGCCAGAAAGUAACCUUGGAGAGAAAUGUUAAGAAGGAUGGAUUCCAGUCAAGUCAAAAGGUCAAAUCAGUAUGCAAAACUAGGGUGUCUGGAGGGGUUAUAAUGGUUUAUAAUGGUGGGUAUGAAUGCCUGUGUGUAUGGAUAUAAAUCAAUUGUACACAUCUGUUACACAUAUUUAUUUUGAAAAUAUAUUGAUUGGAAAUUAACAUUUUAAUUCUAUAAUUAGGUCCAAAAAAAAAUUCUAAAUAUGUUAUAUUUUCCCCACUGUCAUUAAAUACUGACAUCCAUA